This is a messenger RNA of Penicillium subrubescens, 1056 nucleotides long. Its product is annotated as zinc-dependent alcohol dehydrogenase. Bases 1 to 1056 code for a protein of 351 amino acids. The record is from RefSeq and is a predicted model, not a curated record. Gene Ontology annotation, molecular function: oxidoreductase activity. Lineage: Eukaryota; Fungi; Ascomycota; Eurotiomycetes; Eurotiales; Aspergillaceae. The transcript is spliced from 9 exons.
AUGGCUAUUCCAUCAACCCAAACCGCAGCAGCCAUCCCGCCCCCAGGGCCUACCGGAUCAUUAAAUAUACAGAUUAGCAAGACACACCCAAUUCCCAAACCAACCGACGGGGAGGUUCUUGUCAAACUCGAGUUCUCCGGAGUCUGCCAUAGCGAUGUUCACAGCAUCCGAGGCGACACUCCUAUGCUGACCGAUGUCGCUGGCCACGAGGGCGUGGGCAAGGUUGUUGCAGUUGGACCAGGUUUAGAUGAGAAGCAGUGGAUUGGUCAAAGAGUGGGUAUUAGAUGGCUAUACAGCUCUUGCUUGGAGUGCGAGAUCUGUGCUAUCAACCAUACCUCAUGUCCCUAUCAAAAGAAUGCUGGAGCGAACGUCCCAGGAACUUUCCAGCAAUAUCUCGUUAGCCCGGCCAUCCAUGCAACUAAGAUCCCGCCAGGGCUGUCUCCAGAUACUGCGGCUCCUCUACUAUGUGCUGGUAUUGCAAUGUACUCCUCGAUCAAGAAGACCAAAGCACGCCCUGGUGACUCAAUCGUCAUUCUGGGUGCAGGAGGCGGGCUAGGACAUAUGGGUGUCCAAAUCGCUGCUAAGAAAGGUCUCAAGGUUCUUGCCAUUGACAAGGGUGAGAAGAAGAGAAAGCUCUGUCUAGAACUAGGAGCUACAGAGUUCUUGGACUUCACCGAAAUUGAUAUCGUCGAAGCUGUCAAGGCCUCUACAUCGGGUUUCGGCGCACAUGCCGUUAUAUGCACGGCCAACGGAGAAAAAGCAUACGAGCAGAGCAUGCAAAUGCUGCGUCGCCUCGGCACUCUUGUGUGUGUCGGUAUCCCAAAUGUUCCUUUCAAGCUACCAGUCACCCCGCUGGAUAUGAUUGUUCAAGGUCUCACCAUUGUUGGAAACUCUGCUGGCAGUGCGACGGAGAUGGACGAGCUGAUGGAAAUGGCGGUAGCUGGGGACAUCAAGGCAUGCAUUGAGGUCUUUGAUCUUGCUGAUAUUCUGGACGUACUGAAACGCCUCGAGAAUUCGGAGAUCGAGGGACGAGUGGUCUUGAAGAUCCCUGAGUAG